ACAACCGGAGGCGUGAAUCAGCUGUACCCAAAACCAGAGAUGGUAAAGUUGCACUUUCGUCUUCCACUUAAAGCAGCUUCCUAAAGUUUUUAACAGUGUUAGCUAAUAUUCCCUGAGGAGGAACCAUCCUCAUGGCUCUCUCCAGUUGCUUGCUUCCCUUCUCUCAAUCAGCUACGGCUCCGUCCCCCUCCGCCUGCUCUUCCAAUCUCGCCGCCUCUUUUUCUAAUUUUCCGGUUUCGUCAAGAGACUAUAGUUUCUCCAGAAACGAAAACCUUGUUCUCAACGGAGGAGGCUCAAAUCUCUGCCGGAGAUUUUGUGGGUUGAAGAAGCUACGGAUACUUAAAAGCCUGAAUGUUAGACAAGGCAGCCACAGUAAACACCGUCCUGUAAACGAGCUUAAAACACGCUCAGAGCUCAGCGAUGAACUAGGGAAAGACUCGAAUACAUCCCCUGAAGAUCCUUCUUUACAACUUGCUGAGCUUCAAAGUGAUCCAAGUUUUACUGAAGAAACUGGAGCUAUAGGAGCUGAUUUGAGUGAUGGUUCUCAAAAAGUUGGAGACUUUCCACUUGUGUUAAAACAAUUCUCGGAUGGUCUUUCAGAUGUUCAAAGAGGUGCCUCGCUUUGCAUUGCUGUUGUAGGAGCUACUGGUGAACUAGCAAGAGGGAAGAUUUUUCCUGCACUGUUUGCAUUGUAUUAUAGCGGUUACCUUCCUGAGGAUGUUGGCAUAUUUGGGUUUUCAAGAAAAAAUCUUACAGAUGAAGACCUUAGAUCCAUCAUCGCGUCAACUCUGACUUGCCGUGUUGAUCAUCAGGAAAAUUGCGGGGAAAAGAUGGAUGCGUUUCUUAGUAGAACAUACUAUAUCAAUGGAGGCCAUGAUAACAAGGAUGGGAUGUCCCGACUUGCCGAGAGAAUGAAACAGAUUGAGGGAGAAUCAAAAGCGAAUAGGAUAUUUUAUCUCUCAGUACCUCAAGAAGCUCUCAUGGAUGUGGCGUGCACCAUUGCGGAUAAAGCUCAAGCACCACGAGGCUGGACUCGUAUAAUAGUUGAGAAGCCUUUUGGUUUUAGCUCACAGUCGUCUCAUCAGCUGACAAAGUCACUUCUCUCUAAGUUUGAAGAGAAGCAAAUCUACAGGAUAGAUCACAUGCUAGGAAGGAACCUCAUUGAAAAUCUGACAGUGCUAAGGUUUUCAAAUCUAGUUUUUGAACCACUAUGGAACAGAACAUACAUACGCAAUAUACAGGUUAUUGUAUCAGAAUCAAUUGCGCAAACAGAAAAGUAUUCUGAUGGAUAUGGAAUCAUACGGGACAUAGUGCACAGUCAUAUACUUCAGACAAUCGCAUUACUUACCAUGGAACCUCCAAUAAGUCUCGAUGGUGAAGAUAUCCGGAAUGAAAAGGUGAAGGUUUUGAGAUCAAUUCGCAAACUAAAUCCGCGUGAUGUCAUCCUUGGCCAGUAUAAAUCUAGCUCUCAAGACAAGAACGGUGUGAUCUUGAACGGUGUAGACCCUACAUAUUGCGCUGCAGCCUUGUAUAUUGAUAAUGCACGUUGGGAUGGUGUACCUUUCUUGGUAAGAGUUGGCACAGGCCUCAUUAAACACAGAGUGGAGAUUCGUGUGCAAUUCCGGCAUGUUCCCGGAAACCUUUACCGAGAAAAUAUUGGAAUAAACAUAGAUUUGGGGACAAAUGAGCUUAUUCUGCGUGACGAACCUGAUGAGGCCAUCCUGGUGAAAAUUAACAACAAGGUUCCUGGUUUAGGUCUUCAGCUAGAUGCUUCUGAACUGAACCUGCUCUAUAAAGACAGGUAUAAAACCGAAGUACCAGACUCAUAUGAACACCUGAUUCAUGAUGUAAUUGAUGGAGACAAUCAUCUGUUCAUGAGAAGCGAUGAGGUUGCAGCAGCAUGGGACAUUCUGAGUCCGGUCCUAGAAGAAAUAGACAAGCACCACACAGCUCCGGAGUUAUAUGAAUUUGGUGGCCGGGGACCAGUUGGAGCAUACUAUCUAUGGGCCAAGCACGGCGUCCCAUGGGCAGAUGACUGAAGGAGAAAUAUAGGCACAUCAACUAACAGAGGUUUACAAAACAAAUGAGAAUGAUUCUGAAUCCAGGCAAUCCAGAUUGUUCAGUAUGGUUAUUGUGAAGUGGUUAGUUUAGUUUGAAGCUGAACCAUUCCCUGUAGACUGUACACAUGUAUGACACAUGUUGUUAUUUGAAUGUCCAUCAUGGUGGGGUCCAUAUUAGUGUUGAAAAAUCUCCAAAGCCACCCAAAGAAAAGAAGAAAGUAUGAGAGACUUUUAGAUAAGGUUAUGUUGUUGGUCUUCCCACUAGAGGCAAUAAUUAUAUCUCCUCCACCAUUUCCUGCAGAAAUUCUUGAAGAUCUAUAUCAUGUGUUGAUGAUAUAGAAAAUAUAAAAGGAACAGAGAGUGGCUCAAUGGAUAGAGACGGGAAGAAAGUGAAAAUGAAGAAGGAAGAAGACGAAGAAGAAAAGAUGGAAAAGUUGUACACAUUUCUUAAAAACGCAAAAGAAAUGCGGAAAUACGUGAUCAGCUCCAUUGAGAAGACGAGACAGGAAGAAGAAAGAGCGAGGGUUUGUAGAUUCCCUUCGUUUCAGCCUGAGGAUUUCAUUUUCAUGAAUGGAGCAGAGGCCAACAACAAAGAAAAGGCAGCUGAUACGAGCUCUUCAGCAUCCAACGAAUACGGCUCUAAGGAAAAGCAACACGGAUCAGAGACUGACGUUUGUUUAGACUUAAAUCUUUCUCUGUAGUACACAAGAGACAGAGAGCUCUUCAGUUUCUGUACAAGCAACAAAGAAUAUUAAUAACUAUUAUGUACCAAAAACAAAUUUGCCAUUGGA
Camelina sativa (false flax) is the source of this 2851-nucleotide messenger RNA. Its product is annotated as inactive glucose-6-phosphate 1-dehydrogenase 4, chloroplastic-like. Gene Ontology annotation, molecular function: NADP binding; glucose-6-phosphate dehydrogenase activity. The record is from RefSeq and is a predicted model, not a curated record. Lineage: Eukaryota; Viridiplantae; Streptophyta; Magnoliopsida; Brassicales; Brassicaceae. Gene Ontology annotation, biological process: glucose metabolic process.